Messenger RNA from Mus musculus (house mouse), 2251 nucleotides. RefSeq names its product Myb-related transcription factor, partner of profilin (gene Mypop). The record is from RefSeq and is marked validated. Lineage: Eukaryota; Metazoa; Chordata; Mammalia; Rodentia; Muridae. The transcript is spliced from 4 exons. Gene Ontology annotation, cellular component: nucleus. The coding region runs from base 801 to 1646 and encodes 281 amino acids.
GCAGAAGCCGAAGCCCUGACCCACCGGCAGGCAGGGGCUGCGGCGGCACGACCGUCCGUCCCCCCAGUACCCAUCAACUCCUCCGCGAGGCACUAGCGGCCGCGUGAAGCACAAGAUGGGCACUGGGCGGGUGUCACCUACGAGGAAGCACCUUUGAUUGCAUUCAGCACCUCGCCGCUCCCAUCACCACUUUUGCACAGGGGACCAGAGGAGCCCGUGUCGGGGCGACACGGGGACACCGAGCCACCGCCAGCGCUGUUCGCCCUUUGCCCGCAGAGCCGGCGCCCCCCAUGCGCCAGGCAGCCGAUCGGUGGCGUCUGGGGGCGCCAUGGCCUCGGCGACCGCGGCGGCGGCGCCGGGCGAAGCGGAGGAGACCACCCGACUCCGCAAGCCGCGCUUCUCCUUCGAGGAGAACCAGAUCCUGAUCCGAGAGGUGCGCGCCCACUACCCUCAGCUCUACGGCGCGCAGAGCCGUCGGGUGAGCGUGGCCGAGCGGCGGCGAGUGUGGGACAGCAUCGCCACCAAAAUCAACGGCAUCACCAGCUGGAAACGCACGGGCCAGGAGGUUCAGAAGCGUUGGAACGACUUCAAGCGCCGCACCAAGGAGAAGCUGGCCCGCGUGCCGCAUUCCACGCAGGGCGCGGGGCCCGCCGCUGAGGACGCCUUCUCUGCGGAGGAGGAGACUAUUUUCGCCAUCCUGGGACCGGGUGUGGCGGGGCCGGGGGCUGGCUCUGGGGCUGAGGAGUCCCGGGCAGCCGCCUCUUCACAGCCGCAGGCUUCGACCGCUAGUACACAACGGUAUGUGUUGUCAGAGGACCGCAGGCAGGAUCGACGGGCAGGUCUUACAACCUACAUUCUGCCACGUGGCUUGUUACCUCGAAGUCUCACAGCCUGGCCCUGAUUCUCCCACGCCUGACUGUUUUCCCAGAAUUCCUAUCUCUGCCAGAUGUCCCGCCUCUUCUCCCCUCCUUUGCUAUACACCAGCCCAGAGCAAGGGAGGCUCCAGCAGCCCAGAGUCCUGGGCCCGGCCCUCUUGCAAUCCCCAAGAAGCCAAGGAGCGUGAGUCCACGUCCCCUGCAGCCAUGCAGCCUGUCCAGCUGCCCCGCCUGGCCUUGUCUCCACCGCUCCCUGCCCCUCCACCACCACCCACGGCGCUGGCCCAAGUGGCACCCUCAUCUCCUAGCCCAACUCCUCCUCGGCCCACCUCAGCCCCAGAACAGUCCCUGGACUUCCUGCGGGCUCAGCAGGAGACUGCCAAUGCUAUCAGGGAGCUGGCUGGCACCCUUCGGCAGGGACUGGCCAAACUGAGCGAGGCCCUCAGUGCCCUGUUACCCCUUUUGCCGGGAACCCCAGCUGACCCGCUGCCCCCGCCCCCACCGCCACCUCCGCCCCCACCUCCCAAACCAGUCCUGCCACCCUCUGCCCCCAAGGUGGAGCUCGCCCCAGAGCCUGUGUCUGUGGUAGCUGCUGUUGUGGAUGGGGCUGUAGUGGCAGCGAGGGGAGUGAUCAUCUCCCCCAGGAGCGAGGAAGGGGUGCCCAAACCACUACCCCCAGCCCCACCACUUCCCCUCCACGACUCACCCCCACACAAAAGGAGGAAAGGUUUCCCUACACGAAAGAGGCGGGGCCGCUGGAAGUCUCCGUGAAAUCUACCCUUGUCCAAGCUCCUGCCUGCAACCCCUCUCCCUGCUUGGCGCAGGCGCAGUCGAGGAGGAAGAUGCUCUUUGCCUAUCCCAGCUGCACCCUGGCUUCCUGCUCUAGGGGCGUGAGCACCCCACUUCCUGUGCUAGUUAGUGCCUGAUUCUCUGGGCGAGUCCCCGGGUGGACUCCCUCAGCCCCUUUCUCUGGUACAGUGGUGUCCGCCUGACUGCCUCCUGUAACCCCAACUUCUAAGCCAUCAAUUUUAUGUUACUAUAUUGCCCUUUGUGGGGUGGGAGGGGGACCUCCUGGCUCUGCGACAUGCUCCUUUGCCUAAUAGUUACUGUUCAUGACUUAAAGAGAAGCAACGUGUGGGGACCUCCCUACUCCCCCAGCCCAGACUUCUUCGGAAGGGUUGGCAGUUGCUAGACAAAUCAGAAUAUAGAAGGCAGAGGACUCCGAGGAGGAGGCAGAAUUCUGACUGGGGGAGGUAUAGGUUGGGUCCUUUGCCUCUCAUUGCUGCGAGGUGUGUCUGACCUCCGGAGCUCAGCCCCUCCCUUCCUUUCUCCUCAGUGCUGACAAGAUGUCAAUAAACUUAUUUUCAUACAAUUAA